GCCAAGUAGAAGAUUAGUAAGUUCAUUAGAUAAGAAAGGUUUAUGAAUCCAGACGAAAGUCUAGCUCGUGUGUGCCAAAGGCUGUUUAAUGUGUGACUGCGUUUACAGUACGCAUGAUGCUGGGUGGAUAAACAACCCCGCUGACCUGCAUGGAACUAACUAACCCUUAGAGCGCAGUCUGUCAGCAGAAAAAGCCAGCUGGAUGAGUGUCCAAAGGUGACAAUGAGAAGAAUCCGGCGACGCGCGCUGUUUCGGGUGUGAAGAAUCCUCGCAGGAGUCACUGGAGACCUGAAGCGAGUCAUCAGCGCGUGCAGAAGUGCCAACUCAUGAUCGGCGACGCGAGGCCGACAGGUGAUGAGACUGAGAGCUCCGCGCAUCUCCAUCCGAGCUGAGCGCACGCGAUCAUGGGGCGCUACAGCGGCAAGACGUGCCGCCUGAUCCUGAUGCUGGUCAUCACCGUCAUCUUCUUCGUGGCGGAGAUCGUGGCGGGGUACAUGGGCAACUCCAUCGCGCUGGUGUCGGACUCCUUCAACAUGCUGUCGGACAUUCUCUCGCUGUGCGUCGGGCUGACGGCGGCGCGGGUGUCGCGUCGCGCGGGCUCGGGGCGCUUCACGUACGGCAUGGGCCGCGCGGAGGUGGUGGGCGCGCUGGCUAACGCCGCGUUCCUCGCCGCGCUCUGCUUCUCCGUGUCCAUGGAGUCGCUGAAGAGGCUCGCCGUGCCGCAGGCCAUCGAUGACCCGCCGCUGGUGCUGAUCGUGGGCUCGCUGGGGCUCGCGGUGAACGUGCUCGGGCUGCUGAUCUUCCAGGACUGCAGCUGCCUGCGCGCGACGCGACGGAACGACGCUCCUGUGCCGCGCGACGCGGAGGAGGAAGAAACAGCGUGACGGAUGUGUGAGCCUCAGGCAGAGCUGGCGCUUUGUGUUUGUCCUGGAUCUUCAGAAGUG
Molecule: messenger RNA, 944 nt
Organism: Sinocyclocheilus grahami
Lineage: Eukaryota; Metazoa; Chordata; Actinopteri; Cypriniformes; Cyprinidae
Product: zinc transporter 10-like
Exons: 2
Coding region: 405-884 (159 amino acids)
Biological process (GO): intracellular zinc ion homeostasis; zinc ion transmembrane transport; manganese ion transport
Cellular component (GO): membrane
Molecular function (GO): zinc ion transmembrane transporter activity
Source: RefSeq, a predicted model, not a curated record